Molecule: messenger RNA, 1237 nt
Organism: Saccoglossus kowalevskii
Lineage: Eukaryota; Metazoa; Hemichordata; Enteropneusta; Harrimaniidae
Biological process (GO): spindle organization
Cellular component (GO): centrosome
Source: RefSeq, a predicted model, not a curated record
AUGCACACCCAGCCUGAGAAGUUACAACCUAUUAGAGAAGCCAGUAGUGAAGCCUCAACAUCAGGUGGUACAUCACAGAGAACUGAAACGCAACAGUCAAGUGUUCAGCCAUCUGGUUACUCAACAUCAUCUGAUACAUACAGCAGAGAACCAGAAAAGAUGCCAACUUAUCAACUGCAAUCACAUGGCAGCCAAGAUGCUCAAAAAACUAGAGUAAAGCCAGUACCCUCUAAAAGAAGUCCACGGGUUUCCCAGAAAACAUCACCCCCAGGUCAAGGAGGUCACUCAGCCUACAAGAAUGGUUAUCACGUCUGAAAGUGAUGAAGAUGACACAAAACCAUCUGAGGAGGAAAUCAGAAAAGCUGAGAUUGCGGCAAUAAAAGAAACUCCUCCCCCUCCUCCACCUGAGUUCACCGACCAAGAGGAAAGCAUUUUAAGUUUUUCAGAAGAUGUGUCAGAUUUUGAUAUCAGUGCACAUCUUCCUGGAACAGACAUAAACGAAACGUUCAAAUUGGAAGAGAAAAUCUCCUCUCCAAGAAGAGCUAGUGGUACUGAUCUUAGUAAUGCUUAUCUACCGAGGGAUGAACCACCAAGACAGCCUUCACCAAGGGUAGUGUCAAAGAUCCCUCUGACGAGGGAACCGUCAAGAAGUAACAGUGUUACUAGUGAUACCACAGGGCCAUCUGUGACAAGCCAUGGAUUCUGGGUACUGGUUAAAGCUGUUGAAGAUGACUUGAGGGAAUGUCUGAGUCCACACAAGAUUUACAGAUCACAGAAAUGUUCACCGACAAUAAAAACUGAAAUAGUCAAGUCAGCCAAUGAAGGUCAUACUUUGGAGCACAUUGACCCGGCUGCUGUUAGUAUGGUUAUGUUAAAUGAACUACCGUUGCUAAUACAUGAUAUAGAACAUCAAAGACUUCUUCUAGAAGAACAACUGAAUGCCUACCUCAGAUCUAAUGACAGACUAUCCAAAUUGAAAGCAUCCAAGCUGCAGAGUUACUGGAAAAAAAUCUGUGAGGAUGAAAGAAAAUCCAGAGUUCGCAAUGAGCAGCUUUUGCGAGACUUCAGUCGACUUGAAUCCUACAUUACCGCAAUGUCCAAGAAAACAGAUAGACUCAGGACACUGAAGAAUGAUUAUGAAGCCCAUAUAGAACGAUUAUAUCCUAAAUGGAAGGAAACACUAGAACAGCAGUACAUGUUCAACCAUGUGAGUAUAAAGUUUACAUAUGCCAGCUGA